This is a messenger RNA of Diabrotica virgifera virgifera (western corn rootworm), 837 nucleotides long. Its product is annotated as synapse-associated protein of 47 kDa-like. The record is from RefSeq and is a predicted model, not a curated record. The transcript has a single exon. The coding region runs from base 1 to 837 and encodes 278 amino acids. NCBI's taxonomy places the organism in Eukaryota, Metazoa, Arthropoda, Insecta, Coleoptera, Chrysomelidae. Gene Ontology annotation, cellular component: cytoplasm; synapse.
AUGUUUGGAGAGAUAAUAAGUAAAGUCUCAUCUUGGGUUGAAAGUUUUAAUAAUGAAGAAGAAACUACUAUUACAAUCCCAGCAGAGGACAAAAGUGUAGAGUCACAUCUUUUUCAAAAUAAUGAAUUUCCCGGAGUAUCAAAGUCGGAACAAACUGAAAAUACUGAAAGCACACCUUCCGCUUCCAAAGAAUCAUCCACAUCUGAACAAAACAGUAGAUCAGAAUCCGACUCUUGUAUUAAGCCAAGUGAACAUUAUUCUGUGGACACCUUAGUUAGUCCUGAAGUGUUUAGUAACGCAAUUUCUUCUGUAGUGAUGGUAGUAAAAGAUACAGUGUCAAAAUUAAAAGAAUCCGUUCUAAAUAAAAACAUGCUAAGUGAGUUCAAUAAGGAACAGGAUCGAUUUAUUCAAAAUCAACAAGAUGACUUAGCUUUACCUUUGCCCCCUUGGGUAGGGUGUCCCAAUGAACACGUUUUAAAAGAAAACUGCCUUAGUUUAUCCUCUGAUCUCAGACAUUUUCUGUGUAGCCCACCAUCUAGUGUGGAUUUUCAAUUCAAUUAUAAAGCUUGUUACCCUACUGCAUUGGCCGUUAUGAACGAAGAUCCCGAUCUUGAAAAAAUUCGUUAUAAACUUGUACCUAAAGCGAUAUCAGAAGAAAAUUUCUGGAGAAAUUAUUUUUAUCGUGUGAAUCUGCUAUGCCAAGCAAAUGAGGAGUUUGAUAAAUUAGAUGAGGAAAAAACUUUAUGUAAUCCUGUAGUUGACACGAAUCAGAUUAGUACAUCUCUUUUAGAAGAUAACGGGGUUUCGGAGACCGAUUUUGGUGUUGGAUUAGACUGA